This is a messenger RNA of Empidonax traillii (willow flycatcher), 552 nucleotides long. Its product is annotated as histone H2A type 2-C-like. Lineage: Eukaryota; Metazoa; Chordata; Aves; Passeriformes; Tyrannidae. The coding region runs from base 117 to 353 and encodes 78 amino acids. Gene Ontology annotation, cellular component: nucleosome. The record is from RefSeq and is a predicted model, not a curated record. Gene Ontology annotation, molecular function: DNA binding; structural constituent of chromatin; protein heterodimerization activity. The transcript has a single exon.
CCAAAGCCAAGUCGCGUUCGUCGCGGGCCGGGCUGCAGUUUCCUGUCGGUCGUGUUCACCGGUUGCUCCGGAAAGGUAACUACGCGGAGCGGGUGGGGGCUGGAGCUCCUGUCUACAUGGCGGCCGUGCUGGAGUACCUGACGGCCGAGAUCCUGGAGCUGGCGGGCAACGCGGCCCGCGACAACAAGAAGACGCGCAUCAUCCCCCGCCACCUGCAGCUCGCCAUCCGCAACGACGAGGAGCUCAACAAGCUGCUGGGCAAGGUGACGAUCGCGCAGGGUGGCGUGCUGCCCAACAUCCAGGCCGUGCUGCUGCCUAAGAAGACUGAGAGCCAUAAAGCUAAAAGCAAAUAAGUUCGGCGAGCAAAGCUAUUAAGGCGUAGCACAUUUUAAACCAAAGGCUCUUUUCAGAGCCACCCACAGAAUCAGAAAAGAGUUGUGUUGCUUUCUUUACAACAGUUUCUCAAGCAGUUUAAAUGCAACUUCGUUUCCUAAAAAAAAUUUCUUGAUGCAGUAAUUUAAACCUUUGUUCCUACCGAAGAGAGGUCAUACA